AUGGCUUACUUGACCCCAUCGCGACCCGCGCCGCCCGUACCUAUCCAGCGACAACCUUCCUUCGGACCGGGCGGCAAGACCUCUGCAGCAUCGAGCUCAUCAGGUCUCAUCUCAAAUGCCAGCGGAUCAACAGACUCUUUUCAGAGGUUCAACGGUACAGGCAACAACGGCUAUGGAUCAAACGGACCCGACAAUAGCAGAUCUCUUACGACCAUCCUGAGGAGAGGCUUCGUGAGCGUAAAGGAAGAAGGGAUAAGGAGUUGGAUUUGGUCCAAGCGCUGGCUCGUCUUGCGCGAGCAAACUCUCACUUUUCACAAGAAUGAGCAAGCGACGUCGAGCGCAUCCGCACUCGUCUUCCUGAAAGACAUCGUCAAUGUCUCGAGGACAGAUCUCAAGCCGUAUUGCAUCGAGCUGGAGACCAAAGAGAAGACCUACUUUCUCAGCUUGAAAAGUGACGAAGAGCUAUACAGCUGGAUGGACGACAUCUAUUCGCGAUCGCCACUCAUGGGCGUCUCCAGCCCGACCAACUUUGUCCAUCAAGUCCACGUCGGCUUCGAUCCCAUCUCGGGCGCAUUCACAGGCCUGCCCGAACAAUGGACACGUUUGCUCACUUCAUCAGCCAUCACCAAAGAAGACUAUGCGCGCAAUCCCCAAGCAGUCCUCGACGUCCUCGAGUUCUAUACCGACAUCCAAAAGCGCACGGGCGAGACGAGCGAUUUCGCUCUAUCCGCAACGAUUCCGAGCAAAGAUGAACGACUCGUCGAUGCGCCUCGGACAGAUACGAACAAUUUGACAGACUCAGGUAUUGCAGCUGGCAGUUCAAACAAUGUUUCGAGCUCAAAUAUGCGGUUCGGCGCAGGCACGGGACUUGCCGGCCAGCGCAGUGACUCGCUCCUACCGCCUGCUGCUGCCUCAACUUCUCGUCUUCCCGAUGUCUCACCAUCGCGUCAAGAUCCAUCGCGACGCUCAAUCUCGGAGCGCAACUUUUCAGAGGAAAAGCCGCCCGCACAAAGCUACAACCGCAACGAUGCACCAUCUUCAUCGGCCCAAGCGGACUCAAGCAAAGCUGGCGGCUUCUAUGAUGUUGUCGUCAAGCCUGGCGCCAGACGAGAAGCGGAGAAGACGGCCGAAUCACAUGCCAUGAAGCAAUCGUCGUCUCAGCAAAGUCGGAGCGAUCUCGUUCCUGCUCGUCCUGCUCCUUCUGCUCCGAGCGGCUCAAGCGACUCAAUACCCCGCGAGAAGGACCUACUCACCAAAGCGUCCACAAGCGCACAGCCUCCGGCGGGCGAAUCGCGAGUACCACUCAAAGCGACUCAGCCCACUGUAGCUGGACCAUCGAGCAAGCCUGCACCUUCUGCCAGCAAGCCUGCUGCUGCCACAGCCGCCCCUGCGCGCACAAAGCCAGCAGGCGAACGCAGAGUCUCAAAGAUGUCAGAAGCGGAAGUACAGGCCAAAUUACGACAGGUCACCUCGCCCGUCGAUCCCAAUACGCUCUAUGCCAAGAUCAAAAAAGUCGGUCAAGGCGCGUCUGGCUCGGUCUAUGUGGCGAAGACGCUGGCGACGGGUGGCAAGGUUGCGAUCAAGCAGAUGGAUCUUCGUGCUCAGCCCCGCAAGGAGCUCAUUGUCAACGAAAUUCUCGUCAUGCGCGAGUCUCAACAUCCCAACAUUGUCAACUUUUUGGACUCGUUCCUGCUCAGAUCAGAGGAACUAUGGGUCGUCAUGGAAUAUAUGGAAGGCGGUCCUUUGACUGACGUUAUCGACAACAACACACUAGCGGAACGUCAGAUAGCCAGCAUCUGUCUCGAGACUUGUCGUGGUUUGCAACAUCUGCAUCAGCAGAGUAUCAUCCAUCGCGACAUCAAGAGCGAUAAUGUGCUGUUAGAUUCGGUCGGUCAUGUCAAGAUCACCGACUUUGGCUUCUGCGCCAAACUGACAGAUCAAAAGUCGAAACGAGCUACAAUGGUCGGCACUCCGUACUGGAUGGCGCCAGAAGUCGUGAAGCAGAAAGAGUAUGGCGCAAAAGUCGAUGUCUGGUCUCUCGGCAUCAUGGCAAUCGAAAUGAUCGAGAACGAACCGCCUUAUCUCGACGAAGAGCCGCUCAAGGCACUCUACCUCAUCGCGACGAACGGUACCCCGACGCUCAAGAAGCCCGAAAAGCUCAGCAAGGAACUCAAAAACUUCCUUGCUGUCUGUCUUUGCGUCGAUGUCAAGUCCCGCGCAACGUCAGAAGAGCUCGUUCAGCAUCCUUUCCUCAGGAUGGCUUGCAGUCUGCCAGAGCUUGCGCCCCUUCUGCGAUUCCGUUCGACAAAGUAGGAUGCUCGUUUAAUAGCAUGUGUACUACAACGCAGAUCGUUCAGGAUGUCUACCGCUGCGUUGACUCUGGCAGUGACAUUGCGUUUUGGGCACUAUCUACAGUCCGCACACCUGUUGGCAGCUGCUGUAUGUCCACAACACGUGAUGAGGGCAGGCCUAUCAAGUCUCAGGCCAGAUCGCGUCGACACGCGUCGGACCGGCGGGCCAACGCAGCGUACGCUAUUCGAUCGGAAUGACGUUCACAAAUAUCAAGGCUCUAUCACAGUAGCCUGAGGCUACAUCUCUUGUCCUUCCUGCAACUUGCGUUUUAUCGAGACUUGUUGCAUGAUGAGCCGUAGCAUUGGGCUUGACGUUCGACGCCACUUCUCUUUGUGCGAGCGAUCACCCACGACAGAAGCUCGGCUUGCUGGCACGAUCACACUCGAUCAUCAUCAACAGAGACGCUCAUAUCGGCAC
Molecule: messenger RNA, 2769 nt
Organism: Mixia osmundae IAM 14324
Lineage: Eukaryota; Fungi; Basidiomycota; Mixiomycetes; Mixiales; Mixiaceae
Exons: 8
Coding region: 1-2313 (770 amino acids)
Biological process (GO): regulation of MAPK cascade; intracellular signal transduction; protein phosphorylation
Cellular component (GO): cytoplasm
Molecular function (GO): ATP binding; protein serine/threonine kinase activity
Source: RefSeq, a predicted model, not a curated record